AUCAUAAAUAGAGUGACAGAGCAGCCCAUGUAUGUACGAUCGUAUGAAGUGGCGGAAACAUGUUUAACCUUAGGUAGCCCAAGAUCGUGAUAUACGAGUGAGCAGUGCAGUCAGUCGGUAGACUUGAGCGAUACACUUGCAGUGUCGGAGAAUUACGACUGUGUUCAUUGGAUCCAUCGAUCAGCGUUACUCGCAAUCGGCAAAGCAUUGACAGUUCUAUUCUCUGGACGUAGUAGCCUGCACCGCGUCGAUCGUCGCGUUGUUGUGCUUAGUUUGUAUUUAUUGAUUUGUCAACGUCAACUAGAAAUAUGGCGACAGAAAAGCUUGCUAACGUAAUGUUAAUUACGGCCAAUGUUGGAUCCAUUUUCGAAGAGCCUGAUACUUUGAUGCCAAUCUGGAUGAAAGAAUUUUUUGAGACCAUAAAGAAAAUGGAGCCUCAGUUUAUAGCUUUACACUGUCAGGAAGUUGGUGGCAAGAACUACCAUGAUAGUAUGCAACAUAUCAGCACGUUCACCAGAUUACUCCUAGAAAGUGAAGAAAUGAAGUCAUACAACAGAGCUAGGAUAUAUCUGGAUGAUGACUAUAAAACAGAAGAAAAGUUCACCGCACUUGGUUGUUUAUACUUUAUUCAUGAAAGUCUUCAGAAUAUAUUCUUGUAUGAUUUUGAAGCUCUCAAGUUCAGAUUUAUAAGCGGGAAAGACAUCUACACAGGGAGCAAGUUGUUUGAAACAAAGACCCAUGAGAAACUCAAAUUCCCCAUGGAGUUUUUCCCAGAGACGAGAUGGUCAAGGAAGGGAUUUCUCAGAACAAGAUGGAGUAUAAAUGACAGCAUAUUUGAUUUGGUUGAUAUUCAUUUAUUUCACGAUGCUUCAAACAUUAUUGCUGCCGAGAAAUCUCCAUCAACAUACUCCAAUCAUCGACGAAAAGCAUUAGACCAUGCAAUACAGCGGUUUUCUUCAGAUAAAUAUGAUAAAGUGCCAUUUAUUAUGUUUGGUGACUUUAACUUCAGACUAGACCAGUAUGGGGUCAUUAAGUCGCUGUGUGCGAAGGCCACUGCAGAGUACCUAAAGGAGAAUGAUGAAAUAAAGAGAGUGACUUACAUCGAAAAUGACAACAAGAAUAAGGUUAUCUUAACAAUGGAAAAAAAGAAGUUCACGCCCCAUAAUCCUAAGAUCUACACUGAAAAUAAAGGCAGAUGGUUACGAAAGUUUGACCGAGAAGCUAGGUACUUUUAUGACAGACUAUAUGAAUAUGAUGUAGAAUUCCCCCCAAGUUAUCCGUAUUCUGAGGAUCUCAAUAAAGGCCAUGAUUAUAUGGGUACAAGGAUACCUGGUUGGUGUGAUAGGAUAUUACUGUCUCACUCUGCCAGAGAUUUAGUACAAAAGGAUAUUGUUCAUCCGCCAAACUAUAGUGUUAUAGGUCCAGAUGUAUGUAUGGGAGAUCACAAGCCAGUGUUCUUGUUCUUCAAAUUAAUUGGCGGGAAAGAUGAACCACCUCGAAAACGUGCUAAGUCUGAAUGAAGUAAUGAGUGCAUGCUCUCCUGCUGCCCCUGGUGAUAUGUGUCAGUGAGUCUCGUAUUAUGUUCCCUAUAAACACAAAAAUAUUAAUAAUAUUCCAG
Messenger RNA from Saccoglossus kowalevskii, 1618 nucleotides. Its product is annotated as inositol polyphosphate-5-phosphatase A-like. NCBI's taxonomy places the organism in Eukaryota, Metazoa, Hemichordata, Enteropneusta, Harrimaniidae. Gene Ontology annotation, biological process: phosphatidylinositol dephosphorylation. The record is from RefSeq and is a predicted model, not a curated record. Gene Ontology annotation, molecular function: inositol-polyphosphate 5-phosphatase activity.